Molecule: messenger RNA, 1364 nt
Organism: Poecilia reticulata (guppy)
Lineage: Eukaryota; Metazoa; Chordata; Actinopteri; Cyprinodontiformes; Poeciliidae
Product: GTPase IMAP family member GIMD1-like
Molecular function (GO): GTP binding
Source: RefSeq, a predicted model, not a curated record
ACAUUUUAACGGUGAAAGUCUCUGAGCGUCCGCUGACAGCAGGUCACAUCAGUACAUUUACAUUUUAUUUUUUGGCUUUAUUGCAACAUCAGAGCAGGUAAAAGCCAAACUCACCUUGACGUCAGCGCUGAAGUGCGAGGAACUGCAGAGACGUUUAUCACUUUUAUGGGCCAAUAAACGCUGAGCGGAGCGACAGACGGGUUGAACUUUAACCUGCAGCCACUCCUCCUGCGCCGACCGGACCAGGAACCCGGCCUCUGUCUGUCUGCUGCGCCGGCUCAGGUACGACCAGAUGGGCGACAAACUUGGUUUCCAUGACAACGUCCUGAGUCGGCUGAUAAAGCCAAGAGACGGACAAAGGGAUGUUCUCGUUUUAAAUGUGCUGUUGCUAGGAGACAGGCAGAGUGGGCGGAGCUCCGUGGGGAACGCUCUCAUUGGCGGGGACGAGUUCCGGACGGGAACCUGCGUUUCUGGCGUUUCCAUGACGACGGAGCUCCGUGUCCUCAGCAGGGAGUUUCCGGCGUAUUUCAGGAGGCAGGGGGCGGAGUCUGACCUCGUGCUCAGAGUCGUGGACACGCCCCCSGCGAAGCUCCGCCCACAGGGCCUGCAGGAGCUCUGCCCCGGCGGCGUUCACGUCCUGGUGGUCGUGGUGAGGGUCGAUCAGCUGGACGAAAACUCACAGCUGCUGAGCCACACGGAGAGCCUCUUCGGUCCAGACUGGCGUCGUCACGCCAUGCUCGUCUUCACACACUCCGAUCACCUGGAGAAGGCGGGGCUUCAGCCGCCUGCGUUCCUCACCCAGAGCUCUGAUUGGCUGAGCUCUCUGGCUGAAGAGGYUGGGGGCGGGGCUUCGUUUUUGGACAACASCUCUGAUUGGCCAUCAAUCAGAGGCCGUCCAAUAAGAGAUCAACUGCUCCGCCUCUCAGCGAAGAACCAUCACGAAGCUCUGCAAUUUAUGCCAGACCAAUCACUCUGACACAAAUUCUGAGGACCAAAACCGUCAAUGUUGAUGUUGUUUUUAGGCCUGUAACAACAGCAAAUGUCGUAAUUAUUGCGAUAAAUGAUAAUAUUUUAUUUUUAGAGUAGUAUUUUGAAAGACCAAUAAACUUUAACUUUGUUAAAAAAGACAGUCAACACUGAAAUUGGAAGAUAUUUCAAAUAUAAAUGUUAAAUUUCACUAAAAUGCUAAAAAAAAAAAAAAAAAAUGCAUAUUUUGAAAAGUGCAAAUUAAUCAUUUUAGUUUCCAACAUGUUUGAAGAAACUUUAGUGGCAGCCAUGUUAACUAUAACCAGCAUUUGAAAUAAUAAAAAUAAUAAUAACACGAAAUAAUUAAAAAGCAACAGAAAAAACAUAAUUUUGUUUGU